UCUUCCUUGAUUGACUCAAGGCAGCUGCGACCAGUUCUCCCAGAGAGAAGCAUUAAAUCUGAAGGCUUCAGAGCGAGCAUCUUGGCUCCACGCCUGCCUUCGGGCCCCCUCACAGCCCACAGCACAGGCACCUUCCAGAGUGUCAUUCCCAGAGCCAGAAGAGUACAACUUAGCUGUUGGAAAAAAAAACAUUCUCCAUUUCAUGCCGGAGCAAGGAGGUUACACCCAGAAAUCACAAUAGCUUCACUCUUCAUAGAACUGAGAUUUCCUAUUUCUCUACCUCUCAAGUCAUGGAAGAUCUAGAAGCAUUUGAAGAGUAUGAGUACUAUCCCGAUUACGUGGACUAUCCCUUCCCAGAGCCAGAUUUGGAGGAGAAAGUCUACCUGGGCGCUGUUCAAUGGGUCUCCCUGGUGUUGUGUGGCUUAGCAUUUGUUCUGGGAAUUCCAGGAAAUGCCAUGGUCAUUUGGCUCACAGGAUUCAAGUGGAAGAAGACAGUUACCACGCUCUGGUUCCUCAAUCUGGCCAUUGCAGACUUCGUAUUUGUUCUCUUCCUGCCCCUGUACAUUUCCUAUGUAGCCAUGAAUUUCCAUUGGCCCUUUGGCAUUUGGUUGUGCAAGGCCAAUUCCUUCAUUGCCCAGCUGAAUAUGCUUUCUAGUGUUUUUUUCCUGACAGCCAUCAACCUGGACCGCUACAUUCAUUUAAUCCAUCCUGCUUUGUCUCAACGGUACCGAACCUUGAAGAACUGCUUGGUUGUUAUUAUAUUAAUCUGGCUUUUAGCCUCUCUAAUUAGUGGUCCUGCCCUGUAUUUCCGGGACACAGUGGAGGUCAAUAAUAGCACUCUUUGCUAUAAUAAAUUCCAUGAGCAUGACACUAAUCUCACCUUGAUGAGACACCAUGUUCUCACCUGGAUGAAAUUUAUUGUUGGCUACCUCUUCCCUUUGCUAACGAUGAGCGUUUGUUACCUAUGUCUCAUCUGCAAAGUGAAGAAGCGAAGCAUCUUGAUGUCCAGUAUGCAUUUCUGGACAAUCCUAGCUGUAGUCAUGGCUUUUUUGAUUUGCUGGACUCCUUAUCACCUUUUCAGCAUUUUGGAGCUCACCAUUCAUCACAAUAGCUACUUCUACCCCCUGCUGCAGGCUGGACUCCCCCUCUCCACUGGUCUGGCAUUCCUCCAUAGUUGCUUGAACCCCAUCCUUUAUGUCCUAAUUAGUAAAAAGUUCCAAGCCCGCUUCAGGGCCUCUGUUGCUGAGAUGCUAAAGCAUAAGCUGUGGGAAGUCAGCUGUUCUGGCACAGUCAGUGAACAGCUCAGGAACUCUGAAGCCAAGGCUCUGCCUCUCUUGGAAACAGCCCAGUAACUUACUACUUUUCCAAAAAUAUCAAUGUAACGUUUUCAUGUGGGUCUCUUGGCAAGUGCUUCCAGAUUAAAUUUAGUACUAAGAUUUAGAACUGACCGAGUUUUUGGUUUUGGUCGGUUUAUUGCCUUCCUAUUUUUUUUUGCGCUUGAAAGAUCUUCAUUUUAUUUUUCCCUGCGCAGCUAAACGAUGUCUUUCCAGCUGCCCUCUGCUGGCUCUUGUAAUAAUGACAACCCCAACAUUUCUACAAUUUUAGGCUGCAUAUGUUCAGCUAAAUAGUGC
This is a messenger RNA of Perognathus longimembris pacificus (Pacific pocket mouse), 1631 nucleotides long. RefSeq names its product chemerin chemokine-like receptor 2 (gene Cmklr2). NCBI's taxonomy places the organism in Eukaryota, Metazoa, Chordata, Mammalia, Rodentia, Heteromyidae. The record is from RefSeq and is a predicted model, not a curated record. Gene Ontology annotation, biological process: positive regulation of cytosolic calcium ion concentration; inflammatory response; complement receptor mediated signaling pathway. Gene Ontology annotation, cellular component: plasma membrane. Gene Ontology annotation, molecular function: G protein-coupled receptor activity; complement receptor activity. The coding region runs from base 291 to 1352 and encodes 353 amino acids. The transcript is spliced from 3 exons.